UCGAGGCUGUACAGGUGUAAUUCAAAGUUGGCACUUUCCGUUUCAGUGGCUUACGCGGCGUUGAAGGGAACGCAACAGCAUGCCCAGGAAGCGCCGGAAGCGGAACCACAUCUGAAGAACCAACCGGAAAGGGAUAACUUAACAUAUAGCACUCAUCCGCCCCGAUGGCCACUGGCAUCGAGCUGCUGGUGGCCGCCGCCCUUUGCGCCGCCUGUCCAGCGCUCAACGAGUCCCUGCCCGCGAACCUCAUCCUGUUGGGCGAGGACGGCAGCCCAACCACCCCCCAGCUGCCCCUCGAGGUCGGACUGGACGAGGACGCAUCCGUGGAGACGCUGGAGACCCUCAUCGCCAAGAAGCUGAAGCUCCGCGAGAUGCGCGAGUGGAUCGGGGGCAAACACCUGCGCAUCGCCACCCUGGAGGUUCCGCUCAGCUACACGGAGCUCCUCGAGAACGGCACCCGCAUCGGCCACGGCGUCUCCUUCCAGAUCAUCGACUUCCUCAAGAAGAAGUUCAACUUCACCUACGAGGUCUUCGUCCCCCAGGAUAACAUCAUCGGCUCGCCCAAGGACUUCGAUCGCAGCCUCAUCGAGAUGGUCAACAGCAGUGUAGUGGACCUGGCUGCGGCCUUCAUACCCUCGCUUUCCGACCAGCGGAGCUUCGUUUACUACUCGACGACGACGCUGGACGAGGGCGAGUGGAUCAUGGUGAUGCAGCGGCCGAGGGAGUCGGCCAGCGGGUCCGGCCUGCUGGCGCCGUUCGAAUUCUGGGUGUGGAUCCUGAUCCUCGUCUCGCUGCUGGCGGUGGGGCCGAUCAUCUACGUGCUGAUCAUCCUGCGCAACCGGCUGACGGGCGACGGCCAGCAGACGCCCUACUCCCUGGGCCACUGCGCCUGGUUCGUGUACGGGGCGCUGAUGAAGCAGGGCAGCACCCUGUCGCCCAUCGCAGACUCGACCCGGCUGCUCUUUGCCACCUGGUGGAUUUUCAUCACGAUACUGACGUCCUUCUACACGGCCAACCUGACCGCCUUCCUGACCCUCUCCAAGUUCACGCUGCCCUACAACACGGUGGACGACAUCCUGUCCAAGAACAAGCACUUCGUGUCCAUGCGGGGCGGCGGUGUCGAGUACGCCAUUCGGACGACCAACGAGUCCCUGUCCAUGCUGAACCGGAUGAUCCAGAACAACUACGCCGUGUUCUCGGACGAGACAAACGACACCUACAACCUGCAGAACUACGUGGAGCGGAAUGGCUAUGUGUUCGUGCGGGAUCGGCCGGCGAUCAACAUAAUGCUGUACCAGGACUACCUGUACCGCAAGUCCAUCAGCUUCAGCGACGAGAAGGUCCACUGUCCGUUCGCCAUGGCCAAGGAGCCGUUCCUGAAGAAGAAGCGCACCUUCGCCUACCCGAUUGGCUCCAAUCUCAGCCAGCUCUUCGAUCCGGAACUCCUCAACCUGGUCGAGUCGGGCAUCGUGAAGCACCUGUCCAACAGGGACCUGCCCAGUGCGGAGAUCUGUCCGCAGGACCUCGGCGGCACCGAGCGGCAGCUGCGGAACGGCGACCUAAUGAUGACCUACUACAUCAUGCUGGCCGGCUUUGCCACCGCACUGGCCGUCUUCAGCACGGAGCUGAUGUUCCGCUACGUCAACAGUCGCCAGGAGGCGAACAAGUGGGCGCGUCACGGGAUCGGACGCACGCCCAAUGGCCAGUCGGUGGCUCCAUCCCGCUGGCUCCGCGCCUGGCGGCGACCGGAGAGCGGACAUGGCCAGCUCCUGGGCGCCUCCACCCACGCCCAGAACGUCACCCCACCGCCGCCGUACCAGAGCAUUUUCCAGGGCGGCGGUCAAGGGGAUCCACUGAACCGCUGGCGACGACCCCUCGGAAAUGGAAACGGCAUCGCCAUCGGCAAUGGAGUCCUUCUGGGCGGCGAUUCGGAGAACGGGGUGCGGCGAUUGAUCAACGGACGCGACUACCUGGUAUUCCGGAAUCCCAACGGCCAGAGCCAGCUCGUCCCCGUUCGAUCGCCUUCGGCGGCCCUCUUUCAAUACAGCUACACCGAGUAGAGAUAGGAUCGUAGAUCGUAGGCAGUGAUGGGAAUGUACUUUGUUGAUCAGAAAAAAUGAACAGUUUAUAUCAAAUAUAUUUUGAUUUUUAAAUAUUUUUUUUUAAAUUUUUGAACACGUAUCGAAAUGAUAUUUAAAUUACAGGUCAUUUUAUUUCACAAGAGUUACGUUUUUAACUAUAUUUAUCUUAAGUUAGAUCUGAAUGAAUUGGCUAUCUCUACAUAUCAUCAGAGUCCAUACUUCAAGGCUCAGUAGAAUUCCAAAAGUAUGAAUUUGUAUACAAAGUAUAAGUAUAAUUCCCAUCACUGUUUAUAUGCACUUGCAAAAUCAAAUUUCUAAACAACGCACUCAAGACGUAGACAUCCAAUACUUAUCAUUUUAUA
Drosophila gunungcola (fruit fly) is the source of this 2443-nucleotide messenger RNA. It is a transcript of the gene Ir76b, whose product is annotated as glutamate receptor ionotropic, delta-1. The record is from RefSeq and is a predicted model, not a curated record. NCBI's taxonomy places the organism in Eukaryota, Metazoa, Arthropoda, Insecta, Diptera, Drosophilidae. Gene Ontology annotation, molecular function: ligand-gated monoatomic ion channel activity. Gene Ontology annotation, cellular component: membrane.